AUGUCUGACUUCCACAACCGGAGCCAAACCAGCGCACGUCGCAGUGACUACGUGUGGCAGUAUGAAUAUUAUGACGACGAGGAGCCCGUGUCUUUUGAGGGACUCAAAGCGCACAGAUACUCCAUCGUCAUUGGCUUCUGGGUCGGACUGGCUGUGUUUGUCAUUUUCAUGUUCUUUGUCCUCACACUGCUCACAAAGACAGGAGCGCCACAUCAAGAAAACCCAGACUCUGCUGAAAAGCGUCAUCGACCAGGGAGCUGUCUGGUAGACAUCAGUGGUUCCCAGGAGGAAAACGACAAAGCCUUUUCUCGCCCAUUGCUAGCGGAGUCCCACUCAUAUUUUCAUUUCUAUAUCAACGAGGAGGAUAAGGGCGAGGGGAAGCAAAAACCAGAGGCGAAAAGUGUUGCAAAGCACUGCGGGGCCGGAGCCCAGCAGGCAACCUGCAAGGGACCCAGAGGCAGCAGCUCCUCAGGGAUGAAUGAUACGGAAGCGGACACUGAGGAAGCCGGGGGCCACCGACCUCUCAACGGACUAAUAGAGGAGAGUAAGACAGACAGAGAGUGUGCCUUCCUGUCUCACUUCAACAUCCCAAACUUUGUGAACUUGGAGCACAGUUCAGCACUGGGAGAGGAUGAUCUGCCGUACGAACCGUCCAUCAUACUGGAGCGCCGGUCUCACUCUCAGGAUGCUCACUGUGACAUCCACUAA
This is a messenger RNA of Seriola dumerili (greater amberjack), 708 nucleotides long. RefSeq names its product melanocortin 2 receptor accessory protein 2 (gene mrap2). Gene Ontology annotation, molecular function: type 3 melanocortin receptor binding; type 1 melanocortin receptor binding; type 5 melanocortin receptor binding. Lineage: Eukaryota; Metazoa; Chordata; Actinopteri; Carangiformes; Carangidae. The transcript has 3 exons. Gene Ontology annotation, biological process: protein localization to plasma membrane; regulation of adenylate cyclase-activating G protein-coupled receptor signaling pathway. The record is from RefSeq and is a predicted model, not a curated record. Gene Ontology annotation, cellular component: endoplasmic reticulum; plasma membrane. The coding region runs from base 1 to 708 and encodes 235 amino acids.